GGACGGAGAGCUCGCCCGCUGCUCCUCUAAAACGGCGAGCUUUUGGAGAAGAAGAGUGGGUAUAUUGGGAAGGAAAGAGAGAGAAAAAGAGAAAAAGUUUAAUUUGAGAUCAAAGGAGGGAGAUUGGCUUCUGUGAAUUUUCUCCAGAUUUUUGAGCCACUGUGCUGUAAAAGAUUGGAUUUUGAUUGGUUUUGGUUCCUGGGGCGUCUCGUAAAGAUCGUAAAGUUUUGAUUUUUAUGGAAUUUUUAUUGAUUUUGUAAUUCUAAUUAGUGUGUUUUGAUUGACAAAAGAAGGAUUAAGUGGGUCUUGGUUUUGUUCUUGCUUUGGUGCUGGAUUUACAGCUUUGGGAGUGAAAAAGAUUGGUUUUUGGAGAGGUCUGGAUGACCUUGUACUGUAGCUUGGAGUUGCGUCUAUAGAUUGGGUUUGAAGACAUGUUGGAAGGUCAAUCCUGCCUGAUCUCAAGGGCCUUGCCGAGCUCUUGCGAGCAGGAAUCCAAGUGGGCCUAUAUCACCUUCCGCCUCCUUGAGAUAUCCAAAGGCAAGCGGUCUUUGUGUGAGGAAUCCGGGGAGGUAACCCAAGGUGGUGAUAGUGUCAAGAGGACUAGGAGGUUGCCAGAGGUUUCUGAUUGCCCGGGCAGCCAAGAGAUGGAGCUUCCUGUCAAUGAAUCCAAUCAAGAGGGUGUUACUGGGGAGUAUUCUGAUACAAACUCCCUCAUUCACCCUAUUGGAAGAGAUAUCUCUAUCAAUUGCCUUCUUUAUCAUUGCUCUCGAUCUGAUUACGGUGCCAUUGCUUCACUUAACAGUAGUUUCCGUUCGCUUAUUCGAAGCGGUGAGCUCUAUAAACUUCGGAGGCUGAAUAAGAUCACAGAGCAUUGGAUUUACUUCUCUUGCAAUGUUCUUGAGUGGGAGGCCUAUGAUCCUUAUCGCGGGCGCUGGAUGACUUUGCCUAGGAUGCCUCAUAACGAAUGUUUCAUGUGUUCGGAUAAGGAGUCAUUGGCUGUGGGCACUGAAUUGCUUGUAUUCGGUAAGGAGGUGACCUCUCACAUUGUGUUGAAGUAUAGCAUCUUGACGAAUUCUUGGUCCAAUGGUGUGGUGAUGAAUUCGCCUCGAUGCUUGUUUGGAUCAGCAAGUCUUGGGGAGAAGGCAAUUGUCGCCGGUGGAACCGAUGCUCAGGGGACCAUAUUGAAUUCCGCGGAGCUUUACAAUUCUGAGACACAAACUUGGGUUACUCUUCCUGGCAUGAAUAGGCCAAGGAAGAUGUGUUCUGGUGUGUUUAUGAAUGACAAGUUUUAUGUCAUCGGCGGAAUGGCUAGUAAUACAGAGGUGUUGACCUGCGGCGAAGAGUAUGACUUAGAGAAGGGUGUUUGGCGUAUCAUUCCAAAUAUGUCAUCAGGACUUAAUGGAGCUGCGGGAGCUCCUCCACUUGUUGCAGUGGUUAAUAAUGAUCUCUAUGCUGCAGAUUAUGCGGUGAAGGAGGUGAGGAAAUACGACAAAGAAAACAAUUCAUGGGUUACACUUGGGAGCUUGCCUGAGAGGUCUGUAUCUAUGAAUGGUUGGGGCCUUGCGUUCCGAGCAUGUGGUGAGCAGCUUAUAGUUAUUGGUGGACCAAGGGCGAUGGGCGGAGGUAUGAUUGAGCUUAAUUCAUGGAUUCCAAGAGACGGGCCACCUGAGUGGAAUAUGAUCGCUAGCAAACAUUCGGGAAGCUUUGUGUAUAAUUGUGCUGUUAUGGGCUGCUGAUUUGCUACAUAUUAGCGACAAGCUGGUAUUUGUUUUACAUCAAUUUAGAAAGAGGAGGGCAAGCACUCAUGCAUGGGAUUAGCUUGCUUGAGAUCAUAAAAUCAGUGACACUGCUUGAGGGGUAAACUACUGCCUUUUUUUGAAACUUUCAAAAUUGAACUUAAGAUUCAAUUGCAUGCAGUCUUCUUUGUACCUCUCAUGUUUUAUUUUGGUCUUUGUGUUUUUACAUCAUUUAAUGCACAAUUUGGAAGUCCCUUCACCUGUUGGCAUGAGAGGUCUUUAGAUAUUUAGGAUCAUGCAGCAAAGGGAUAGAUCAAUAAUCUGAUGCUAAUUGUGCUUUGUUAUAGAUUAUUGUACUUGAUGAAAUGUAUUUUAGUUUCACAGAAUAGCCCUCUGUGGUUAAUAAUUUUUUUGCCUCUAUUUGGAGGAAAACUUUAUAAAAAAAAAUAUAAAGAAAUAUCAUGGAGUUUAUAUUUUGGUUC
This is a messenger RNA of Dioscorea cayenensis subsp. rotundata (Guinea yam), 2218 nucleotides long. Its product is annotated as F-box/kelch-repeat protein SKIP11-like. Bases 432 to 1736 code for a protein of 434 amino acids. The record is from RefSeq and is a predicted model, not a curated record. Gene Ontology annotation, molecular function: protein binding. The transcript is spliced from 2 exons. NCBI's taxonomy places the organism in Eukaryota, Viridiplantae, Streptophyta, Magnoliopsida, Dioscoreales, Dioscoreaceae. Gene Ontology annotation, cellular component: nucleus.